Bursaphelenchus okinawaensis is the source of this 1432-nucleotide messenger RNA. The record is from the annotation of a GenBank genome assembly. NCBI's taxonomy places the organism in Eukaryota, Metazoa, Nematoda, Chromadorea, Rhabditida, Aphelenchoididae.
AUGGUUUCAGCCAAGUCAGCCGGUUUUCUGGCGGUGGGCUCGUCGCUAGCCGCCUUGAUUGCCGUUUUCAUUUAUUUGCCAGCGCUGAUCUUGAGGAUUGGCGAGAUUAAUGCACAAGUAAGGUUGAUUACUAAGUUUUUGAAUUUUAAAGAUGACUAUGUUAUAAAAUUUCGAAAUUCUAAGCUUUAAAGCUUAAAACCAAGCUACAAAAGAAGGUAUUAACUAUAAUAUUUUUUUAAAAACUCAAAUUUUCAUGUCAUUUUAGCUUAAAGUGGACACAGAAGAGUUUCGAGCGAUAGCAGACGAAGCCUGGACUGAUAUGCUCCGAGCCAAGAAGGUGCGAGGCCAGCUCCGUCCUCGGCGUCAAACUUACGGUGAAUCUCGUGGCUACGGAGAAGUCCGUGGCUACGGUGAAGCGAAACAUUAUGGAGGCGGAUACACGAAACCAGAGACUUAUGGUACUACUGGCCCUACUUGCUCAUGCAAUGCCCAGAACAAUUGUCCUGCUGGUCCGCCUGGUCCACCAGGCAAAGCUGGCGAAGACGGAAUCAAGGGCUCACGAGGCCCUGCAGGUGCUCCUGGACUACCUGGCAAUGCUCCACCUGUUACUGUUGAUCCGGUAGGUUAUUAUCUAUCAUAUGUAUGUGGUUUAAUAAUGGAAGUUAGUUAUUCUAGGAAUUUUAAGAUUCUAUUUUUCCUAAAUGACGGUUUAAAAAAUUAAAGAUUGUAUAGUAUUUUAGGUAUAACAAUAUCGUUUUUGUCAAAUUUAAAGCUUUGUAGCAAUCAAAGUCAAUAGCAAUAAAAAUCAAUUUUUCAGAACACCGGCUGUCGCGUUUGCCCACAUGGCCCUCGAGGACCAGGUGGUCCAGCUGGUGAUGCUGGCGUACCAGGCCCAGACGGAUUCGUUGGUCCAGCCGGUCGGAACGGAGAGAACGGCCGCCCAGGAUACCCAGGCAACUCAGGAAUCCCAGGAGAAUCUGGUGCCCCAGGCAAAGCGGGUGAACAAGGUGUACCAGGCAAGAACGGAGUGAAAGGACAAAAGGGACCUCCUGGCCAUAAGGGAGAAACAGGACCAGUUGGACAAAAGGGACCAGAAGGCUAUCCAGGUCCAGAUGGUGCUCGAGGCAACGAUGGAGCUCCAGGACCAGCUGGACCACCCGGUCAAGUUGGCUUACCUGGAUCGGAAGGUCAGCCUGGAGUACAAGGCCAGACUGGAGAGCCGGGUGAGGAUGCUCAAUAUUGUCCAUGCCCUAACAGAAGCUCGGGAGUCGACAAACCGGCCUCGUACGACUCUCAGCCUCCUCAGAACUACGGUACUGGCAAUACUGGAUACGGUGGCAACUCCAAUGCUGGUUACGGUACUGUGGCUCCACCAGCUCCUGUUUAUGAAAACCAAGCUGUCGAUCAAAGUGCUUAUAGACGACUAGUCUAG